CAGACAAAUAUUGAAAUCUCACAAGAGCAAGAUUUUUCGUAAGUUGCAAAUUUAUAUAUAUCAAUGGUAAUGAUUUGGAAUGUUUUACUUUAUACGUGCCUCAAUAUUUUAUGGGUCCUUAUUUUUCUUCUUUUUUUGAGUUUAUUUGUUGAUUUAUAAAACAUGAUUGACAGUUUCUGUCAUAACUUUUAUUUAACCUUUGAUUUGAUACCAAAAGGGACAGAUGAUGUAUGUAAAUUUUAUUUUGCAAGAAGGGGUGUUGGCUAAUCAUAAGUAUUAUAAAUCUUUGCUUAAAUUAAACCACUCCAGCCCACUUAUUUUUCACCUAUCAUUACUAUCAAGCCAUGCAAUGCCUUCUGAUUUUGUAUUAUUGAUAAGCAUUCUAUUACUUGACUUCAUAAUUAACUUUUUUGAUUUGGUAAGAUUGUAAAAAGAAGACUAAGGUAUUUUAAAUUGUGAAUCUGCUCAAAGUUUUGAUAUGGAUUGCUUAAUGGAGAGAAAAAGUAACAAAAUACACAAAUUUGCGAUAUGUGAUACUAGUAAUAUCAAGCAUUGGACUUUUUUUCAAGCAUUGAGAAAUGUUUUGAAAUUUAACACUCCUUUUCUUUUCUAUAAAUGUUAAACCAGACUAAAAUCUGAAAAGUUUUUGCGUGUUUCAUAAAGAAUUUUGGUUUAUAAUUUUAUUCAUUAAAGGACUUUUUACUUCCCCUGUUAUCAACCUUAAUUUUCUUGUAAGUUUUUUUUCUAUUAACAAAUAUAUUAUUCAAUAUUAAAAAUGUACCAUUAAAAAAUCGUAAUUGUUUGACAUGUUCUGAUAUGAGAAAAUACAAAAAUGUUAACAUAUAUUUGAAAGACAUGACUUUAAGACUGUGCUUAGAGAGUUUAGCAGAUGACACAUUUUAGCUUGCUUCUCUAAUUUUAUUCAUUUAUUCAUAUCUUUUUUAAACAGGAAGAUCUUAAAGCUUGAGGAAGAAUUCAUUGAAAAAGUGUGCAAGGAAAUCAUUGCACUCAAGCCUGACCUUGUUAUUACAGAAAAGGGUGUUUCAGACUUGGCACAACACUAUUUGGUUAAGGAAAACAUCACCGUCAUUAGAAGAGUUAGAAAAUCUGACAACAACAGAAUUGCAAGGUAAUAGUUGUAGAAUUUCUAGUUAAUUUUCGGGGGUUUUUUAUGGUAGAUCAUCAAUGAGCAUCAUUCCAUUUGGCUAACAGUAACAGCAGUGUGUUAGGGAGUCACACUGCAAAAGAGGGAGGACUACAAAAGGCCAACUUUAGCUAGGAGUCAAGGUUCUCCUACAAGAAGUGCAGCCGAGACUGCCAUUACGGGGCAUAAGGGCACUGACCAUCAAAUUUAAAUUUAUAGCAUUCUUAAAUAUAUUUUUUCAUUCCUAUGCACUGUGUCCGGAAAAAGUGGAAUCCUUUUUAUAAUGAUGAUCUCUAACCAGAGAAAUAAGCACCGGGGCACCACAAGGCUGCGUUAUCUCUCCUGUACUGUAUACAAUAUAUACAAAUGAUAUUCAAAGCUCAACCAACACCGUUCCAAUCUUCAAAUUUGCUGAUUAUACCACGAUUGUUGGCUUAAUACCUGAAGGAGAAGGCCUAUACCGUAACUUAAUAACAAGCUUUAUCAAUUGGUGCGAUGAAAAUUUUCUCCAGUUGAAUGUCUCAAAAACAAAAGAAAUGGUUGUUGAUUUCAGGAGGGGGAAACACCUGAUUACAGAUCUCAACAUAAAAAAUCAAAAUGUGGAGAAAGUUGGGGCAUACACGUACUUAGGUGUCAGCAUUAAUAAUAAGCUAACAUGGCAUGAGCACGGCCAAAUCCUGUAUAAGAAAUUCAACCAAAGACUGUUCUACGUCAAAAAACUGUACAAUUUUGGCGUAAACAAGCAAGUCGUUAACUUAUUCUACAGUGCAACUAUUAGAAGCCUGCUUAUUUUCAGUAUUACCUGCUGGGGUGGAAAUUCAACAUCUGAUAUUAAACACCGCAUAAACCGACUAAUCAAGAAAACUAAAAACAUAACACAAACUAAACAUCCUUCACUUGAAGAACUAUUUGAAGAAAGAUGUUUUUGCAAAACUAAACACAUUUUGGAUGAUACAUCCCACCCUCUUCAUCACAGAUGUUUAGGAUCGGGCCAUUCAGGACGAAUUCUUUCCAUCAGAGCGAGGACUGACCGAUAUAAAAAUUAUUUUGUUCACCAAUCUGUACAAAUUUACCGGCAUGCUUCCUCUGAAGUCACACAUCUGAAUGAGAACUAAUAAGUCCCCGAUUUUGCUAAGAGAACUCACUGAAAGGCUUUUUGAAAUAAUUUAUUAUAAAUGUCUUGUGUUCAAAUUGUUUUAUUUAUGUGCUGAAAAUGUAUAACACAAUCAAAAAACAUUUCCAUAUAUUUGGAUCAAUAAAAGAAUCAUCUCAUGAAAACUAAUUUAUCAAAAUUUUAAAUUUCAAAACUCAUUUAACUUCUAACAUAAUUUUAAAUUUUAUUAAACUGUAGUUUGUGUUUUAAGAGUCCACCAUUAGUUUCAUCAAGAUGCACCAAUCAUCAUCAAAAGGGUUCCCUUUUUUCCAAUCGCUGUAGUUAAAUUUACCUUGGUCUUUAGGCUUCAUUCUUUUUUUUUUUUUUUUAUAUUAAAGUUAUAAUUUUUUUUACCUUUUCUAUAGCUUGUGGAGCUACUAUUGCUAACAGAACUGAUGAACUGAAGGAAGAGGAUAUUGGUACGGGAUGUGGUUUGUUUGAAGUCCAGAAGAUAUCUGAUGAGUAAGUGUGCAUUAGAAAAUAGUGUUUUUAUUUUUGAGUAUGUGUUUUCUUUUAUAUAAAUUGGAAAUCCAACAGCAGUCCUUUUCUUCCUUAAAUAUGUCACCAACCCACUACGACAGGGGUCGGGAACCUAUGGUUCACGAGCCAGAUGAGGCUCUAUUGAUGGCUGCAUCUGUCUCGUAGACAAAUGUUCGAUUAUAAAAAAAGUCGCAUUAAUGGUAAGAAAUACUCAUUAUUGAUUAGCAACAAUGUUAUUAAAAAGAAUUCAGACAUAAUUAUUGCAGUUUUAGUGUUGAAAUUACACAAAAUGCACACAUUUACUUGAAUUUUUAGUUUUAAACAUAAUGUAUGGCUCUCACAGAAUUACUUUUCAAAAUAUGUGGUGUCAUGGCUGUCUCAGACAAAAAGGGUUCCCGACCCCUGAGCAUUCAUUAAAAAAAAUUUGUACUAAUCUUUUCCUGUAAUUUCAUCCCCACCUCCCCUUGUCACAAUCUUUCCAUCUCAUCACCCCUACGUUGCCCAAUCAUUUUCAUAACACUCAGCAUUUUUCCACAUUAACACCAUCUAAUCCCCUAUUCUCUCCUGCAGGCUGCUCCACCUUAGAACAAUGUAAACCCAUGCAUUCCUCUCAUCCCUAUCAUCCCCAAUCCUUACUCCUUUAAACCCUCCUCUCACCCCAAUAUCUUAUCUUACCUCUCAAUCCUUUCUCAUCCGAUCCCCCUACCAGCUGCCUUCAUACUACCAGUUUAACAUAAAUAUUAGUGAAAAUAUUUUUACAUUUAAAAACUCUUAUGUUUUAAUUACAACACAUUCAAAUUAUUACUCUUAUCCUUUUAUUGAUAUUUAUACCACUAUCCCUUGUAAUUUUAUUUUAAUUAUGCAUUAAUUUUUUUUAAAAAGGCCUCAAAAUGAAGAUAAGAAUCAUAAAAAAAAAAUAUUUAAAUCUGUUCCUUGAGAGUCAUAGAAGUAAGCAUUAUUAAUAAUUUUGGAAAAAUAAUUGAACACAUAAAAGAUAGUGAAGCAGAUAGUGAUUUGAUAUCUUAGACAUUACUUUUACUUCAUUUUGUUCUCCAUGAGAUUAAAAUUGACUUGCAAAUGUAUUAUUUUCUCAGAUACUUUACGUUCCUAACUGAAUGUAAAAAUCCAAAAGCAUGUACCAUACUUCUUCGUGGUGCCAGCAAAGAUAUCCUUAAUGAGGUUGAAAGGAACUUGCAAGAUGCUAUGAAUGUUGCACGAAAUGUCAUGGUGGAACCUUACCUUGUACCUGGAGGAGGUGCAACAGAGAUGGCUAUCGCCCAGGUUAAUUUAGCAUUCAAUUAUAUUUCUUUCAACCCUUAAAUUGGCACAUUAACCUUACUUUUACACACGUUAGAGUUUGAUAAAUAACUUUUUUUUUAGCUUAAGUUCCAUACACAUUUUAAUUCUUUUUUUUUUUUUAAUUUCAGCUUUUAAAUGAAAGAGCUAAAAGCAUUACUGGAGUGCACCAGUGGCCAUAUCGUGCCAUUUCUAGAGCUUUAGAGGUUAUUCCUCGUACACUUAUUCAGAACUGUGGUGCUAAUACUAUCAGGACACUUACUGCCAUCAGAGUGAGUUUUUUUUUUUGCAUUCAUUUCUUUGCCUUAUUUAAUCAACAACUGAAACAUUUUAAAAUGAGAUAUUGCUGUGGAGCUCUGAUUUUAAUGGCUUGCAAGAUUCACUUUUUAUGUCUGUCUAAAAAAAAUCAAAUAAUGGUGUUAAUUGGGUAAUGGUGAGCAAUCCCAUCGCCUCAAUGAAAAGUGAACCCCUUUUCUCUGUAUAAUUACUUUUAAUUGAAGUCGCAGUAGUAAAAAGUAUUUUAAACAUAAAAAUACUGAUGUCAUCAACUUAUUUAUGCCUACAGUGACUUGCUGCUUAUGUAGUUUUAAAAAUUAAUUACAAACCUGCCAAACCAUCCGAUUAUGUCGGAAUUAUACAGAUUUUUUUAUCCCUCAUUCCCACAAACCAGCUAAAAUUCUCAUUUUCCGAAUGUCUGGUUUUUUCACCCAUUAUAAAAAUCCGAAAGCGACAUAAAAUACAUUUUUUUAAAUACGAAAUUGGGUACGACCGGAAGUGGUGCAUUUCGAUGAUGCCACUUCCUUUGUUUUUACGAACUGUCUACAUGUCCGGCCACUGAACAAAUAAGUUCUCGAAAUAUUUUUCCGGCUAUUAAAUAUUUAACCAAGUCACAUGUCGUAACAAAGUUGCGCGAGAUAUUUAUCCAUCGGCCUUAUCAUGAAGGAAAUAUUUCUCUAGCCAACUCCCAUAGUUUUAAUGCCAAAGUCAAAGAAAUGUUUCCAGUCUCGCAGUUUACUAGAAGAUAGUGAAGAAAAAUACCCUCAAUCUCUUAAAAUCCAACAAUAUCAUCAUAAAAUCGUUCAAUACAUUAACUUAAUAGUAAAAAAAACACACAGUAUAUAUUUAGUGCACACACCUCAAAAUCGUACAUUGUAUGCCAAAAUCGUAAGAGUAAACAGGUCUGAAAUUACAAUGACAAUGAAACGCAAGCUUCUAACUUGCUUGCGACUAAAAUCAGUUGCAAUGCUAACCUUCAGUUGUCCAAAGAGCUGUUGGACAAGUGAAAAAGGGCCACUAGGGAUAUACUGGAAACCUGAACUCUUAGCAGCCUUUGUACAUAUUUAAAUAACAUCAAUAUUCUGUCCUGUAUAUAUCUGUAUAUAAACAUUUCCAGUAAUGUCUUUUUUUUGUGUUCUGUGGACUCUUCAAAGAAAAUGGAGGUAACUUGAUAUUUCUUUAUUUCCUAAAAAAAAAGUCUUGUGCAUUAGUAUGUAGAUCUUAAACCAAUGUGCAACCCCUACAGAUUUUUUUUUCUUGGCAGGUCUGUAAUUUUUACUGGGGGAAAAAAGAAUUGGAAAAGUUUGUGUGUGUAAAUAUAUGAAUUUUUUCUUCAUUUGAAUAAGGCACCACAUAAUCUGCUAUAAUACAGUAGUAAUAUUUAUAAUAUUUAAAAAAAACUAAGCAUGCCUCGUCUGGAUUUUUGGUAAUAAGCUGCAAGUUCUAUACUCUAAUAAUGCACCAGUGGUUUAAUUAUCAGUCUUCUGCCGUUAAAGGGAGCUUGAGCCUAAGAAUGGGACCACACCAGGAAGUCUUCGUGCCACCUUUCACAUUGAAUGAUUUUGAGCGGCACUAUAUAAGUGCACGUCAGCAAAAGCACCAGGCCCAUACAAAAUACACAAUGAAAUGAUCACCCACUUGGGUAGAAAAAUGAAGAAAAAGUUGUUGGAUCUCUCUCACCUGCUAGUCAAAACCAAUUUAAGUCCAACUGGCCGAGCCGCACUCACGUUGCUAAUGAGUCUCAAAAACCGUGAUUUUCCGACUCGGUCAUGGGUUGUGAUUUAAAUGCAUACAAAAAUAUUUUGUUAUGUAAAUCCUUGUCUGCGCUCUAAGAUUCUUGUGAACAGGAAAAUAGCCUUACUUAUCAGGUUCAUGUCUUUUGAGACAAACCAAAGAGAUGUCAAGAGUAAAUUAACCAAAUAUUUAUACACAUCUUUAUUCUUUUAUAGAUACAAUCAUGUCAACAUAAGUUCAUUCUCUUCUUGAGUUGUUUGAUAUAUAGUAUACAGUGCCCCUAGUAAGGUCAGCUGGUGUGAGCUUCUCUCCACCUGAUAUAUAGUGCCCCUAAUAAGGUCAGCUGGUGUGAGCUUCUCUCCACCUGAUAUAUCCUUACAUCCCUACAAGACAACUACAUUCUUCCAUUGACAGUAGAACCCUCUCAAUCCCAAGAACCAAAACUAAGACCAUUGGUGAACGCUCCUUCUGCUUCCAUGGGCCCACGUUCUGGAACCAGCUCCCCUUCCAUAUCCGUCAUUGUGAAACCUCGUCCAUUUUCAAAAAGUCCCUUAAAACUCAUCUGUUUAGGUCCGCCUAUGACCUGUGAUGCACCCUCCUUGCCCUGCCUCAUUUUCUGUUUCGGGUUGAUCCUGAAGUAUAGGCCAAAACGUGUCAAAGUGUCCUCGUUUUAUAGCCAUUUUCAUUGUUUCUAUAGAAUAGUAGUUACUAUCCUAGUGUCUCAUUUUUAUUUUACUUAGUUUACAUGUUUUUAAUAAUUGUAAAGCGCUUAGAGCUUUAUGGUAAGCGCUAUAUAAAAAUGCCUAAAUAAAUAUAUAGUGCCCCUAAUAAGGUCAGCUAGUUUGAGCUUCUCUCCACCUGAUAUAUAAUAAUAAUAAUAAAUUUCAUUUCAAAAACACGCUUCAUCCCCAAAGGCUCGAAGCGCGGUACAAAGUCAACAAAAAAAAAAUCUUAAUUUACCACAUUUAAAACAAACGCAACACUAAAAAAACUAAUUACAAGCAUACAAUGGCAAAGUCUUUCUAGCCAUUUCAACCAUAAGCAACACAGCCAUUAUGCAUUAACUGGGAAAUAAGGUAGACAAUCAUCCCAGAAGGUGUUUGCGAAAUAGAUGUGUCUUUAAAUCGGUUUUAAAGGACUCCAGUGUCUGGUUGUUUCUCAGAUCGACAGGAAGGGCGUUCCAAAUUGUUGGACCAGCAAAUGCGAAAGUGCGCUUUCCGUAAGUCUCAAGGCAAACACGUGGUGUCGAGAGUUUGCCACUAUCGGAUGAGCGGAGCUCUCUAAUGGGUACAUAAGGCGUCAGCAGCUCUUUCAGAUAGGACGACGCCAGGUCAUGUAAGCAACGGUAGCACAAAGUUGCGAUUUUGUACUCUAUGCGAGCACGCACCGGCAGCCAGUGCAACUCUCUCAGAAGUGUUUUUGCAUGGUCGAACUUGCGUUUGCGGAGAACAAUGCGAGCCGCAUUAUUCUGUGCUAUUUGAAUUUUAUCCAGGAGCGUAGCUGGAAGACCCACCAUGAGAGCAUUGCAAUAGUCCAUGCGUGAUAGCACAAAUGCAGCCUCUUUGUUGCAUCAAUUGUUAGGAAGGGCCUGAUUGUGGUGAUCUGACUUAUGACUUAUUAGAGAGGAGUGUCUCUCGUAUGAGAUCUCCUCUUGGCACUCUGUCUAGGGAUAUGUUAUUUAAGCCGAAUAACCACACGGACAUAACACCUAUCUAUAUACAUAUAGUAUAGACUGAAACGAAGUCUUAGUUAAAGGUGAAAUUAACUACAAAUAUUUAUUACACAAUAAUAUUUACAACUUCCUACGUGAAACACUCGUGGUGCUCAAUGUAUAUACAUCAAACGGAUUUCAUCCAAUUAGAAAGGUAUAUUAACACAAAGCAAGUGUCCCUAACAUACAUGCGGUAUCAUCAUUACUACUGCUAUAUUGCUCAAGUUCUAUGCUCGUUCUUGGUAAACUUAGCCUUUAUAGAUUCUGUGAUGGUCUCGGUGGAUCACACAGUGUGGGAGUCCUUCUGUUCAAGAAGCAGUGUCCCUGUUCCGGCCUUCGGUGCUGUUCUGAGCGUAGCGAAGUCGGAGUUCCCGGUCGUAGAGUCCUUGGGAUGUCUGCGAGGGGAAGAUGACUCUCCCGCGAUAAAUCGUGGUGGUGAGAGUCCCUGGAUCUCGAAGUCCUAGCUGUCAGGUAGUUUGGUGUAGGAUGUAGAUCAUCCCCUAGUUCCAGCUCGAGGUAAGUCGGUCCAGUAGUAGAAACCAGGCUAAAGGCAAAAUGAUACAAAAUUGGAUAAGUAUCCAGGCGAAUAUCCAUAAGCUGAUAAGUCCCGUUCCAACAGCAACGAAUUCAGAUCGAUGUAUGGAAGGUGACAUAGCUAGUGCAUAUACAUCCAAAUGGUGGAUGUGAUUAUAAGUCUUGUCAUUGUCGGCGGGAGCAUAUGUUGCAUCGCGACAAUGUUAGACCACUCAAACAUUUUAAUUAAUGACAUGUGGGACAUGGUAUCAAUAACAAUCUUUAAAUUUACAGGCCCAUAAUAUACAUAUUGUCUUCUCGUUAAGAGGGACAUGGGCGAGUUGGAACAACAACCUACCAUCCCCAUGAUGGGAUGGCCGCAUGUCGAAGCCCACAGCAAAAACAAUAAUAUAAUCCAUAAUAUCAAUAUAAAGUGAAUAUAGGCAUUAUUGAAAUAGGAUCAACCACGAUCGAAUAUUUGCGACAUAGCGAAUGAACAAUACAAGUGCAAUACCAAAAUCAUGGUUGCGUACUUACUAGUACUCCAGGUAGCAGUUGAAGUUAAGUAUCACGCCAGUGAAGUGCUAAGUCUAGAUCACUUCAAGCGUCCACAAUCAAGUGAUCAGAUCUUAAAGUCAUGUACUUGCUAAUAUCCUAGGAUGCAGUUAUGUACCAUGCUGACGAAGUUCUGAGUGCAGAUCCUUCCAGCAUUCACCGUCAAGUGAUCAGAUCAUAAAAGGCAGAAUCUUGCUUGUUCGGGCUAUUUAUUCGAGUUCGAUGACGAUUAGCUGAUGGUUCAAUUGGGUGAUUCACAUGAGGGGUCAAUUUUCCAUCCAAUGAAAAUCACUUUCACUGUUGCGGGUUUGACCUUCAACCCUCAAGGUUAAUCGGACUGAGGUGACCAUCCUUUUUCAGGCUUUGGCGUGAGUUCUCUGUCUAGACAAUGCAUUUCCAGCAAGGGACGAUACUCCGCCUUGCUGUCUACAGGGCAAAAAUGAGGGGGGGAAUGGUAUUAUUUCCUCAAGGUUGUUCGGUGGGAUGGUUGACCGCAAAUAGCAUGUUCGGGGGGUGAGCGAACUGGUGCAGGAAUGUGAUAUCACAAGGGAACUCACUCGUUCAGAGCGACUUCGGGGCAACUUGAGGGGAGGGAAAGGAGUUAUUAUACAAGGGUUUCCAAGGGCGGCUUUACGAUAUAAGAAAUUUUACAAAGUCCAGCCUCAGAUCGUCACACUGAUGUGACUAAUCCUGCGCAGCUCCAGAAAAAUCGCCUUGCAUAGCAUGUUAAUAUGACUUUCAAAAGUUAGUCUUCUAUCUAGGUAGACACCCAGGUACCGCACUGUUAGAGCUAACUCAAUACACACACCUGAGAGAGUAAUGGAUGUUGUGUUAUUUGCAGAUUUCUGCUUCUGAGCGGUCGCAAUGGGGAGCAGCUCAGUCUUAUCAUCAUUUAAUUUGAGCUUGUUAAUGGUCAUCCAGUGCUUUACCGACUCCAUUGUCUUCUGUGUCAUACUGAGCAGCUGAGGGAACUGAGAAGGGAUCACAGAUUGAUGAAGUUGUGUAUCGUCCGCGAACAUGUGAUACAACAUGUCAAACUGCCUGAUCUCUGCACCCAGGGGCUGAAUGUACAUCGUGAAAAGCACCGGGCCUAGGACCGAGCCCUGGGGUACUCCGAAUUCGAUAUUAGAUUUCUUCGAGGUCAAGCCGUUUGAAAUUACUGACUGGACCCGAUUAGUGAGAUACGAUCGGAACCAACACAGGACGGUAUCAGUGAGACCGAACGUUUGUUGCAGACGCUGGAGCAGUAUGCCGUGGUUGAGCGUAUCGAAAGCUGCCGAUAAAUCGAGUAAAGACAAAAUCGAUACCCGGCCCUCAUCAGAAGACGACAGAAGGUCGUUUACGACGCGCAACAGAGCUGUCUCAGUAGAGUGAUGCACCCUGUAUGCUGAUUGGAAUGGUUCAAACAAGUCAAACUGAGUGAGGUGAUCCAGGAGUUGGCGGAGAACGACUUUUUCUAAGAUUUUAGAAAUAAAUGGUAGAUUUGAGAUGGGGCGGUAAUUUUCCAUCACAUUUGGGUCAAGAUUUGAUUUCUUUAAUAGUGGAGUGACGAUCGCCUCUUUAAAAGAUGAUGGAACAAUACCAGUAGCUAAGGACUGAUUUAUGAUAUAAGUGAUGAUGGGGACUAUUUCAUCCAGACAUUCAUACAAGAGCCCUGCUGGAAGAAGGGUCAAGCGAACAUGAAUACGGCGCCCCUAAUCAGGUCAGCUAGAGUGAGCUUCUCUCCACCUAAUACCCACUUGUUGGCCAUAUUUUCAACGUUUGAAAGACAAACCCCAAAAUAUUCUCUGGUUGAAUCUAACUUAUAUUCACCUUUUUCUUCUAAUUUAGGCAAAGCAUUCACUACCUAAUAAUACAACAUGGGGUAUUGAUGGUGCUACUGGAAACAUUGUUGAUAUGAAAACUUUUGGUGUCUGGGAACCCAUAUCUGUCAAACAACAAGUGUACAAAACAGCCAUUGAGGUAUGAGAGGAAACAGUUAUUUAAAGCUUUCAAGAUAAUAAUGUUGGUUGAAGAUUGCUUUUUAAUAGAAAAAUAUUAAUGCUUUGAGGGUAGAAUUUUUAAAUUAAAUUGAGAGUAAUAUGUUUUUAACAAAAUUAAAUUGAGAGUAAUAUGGUUUUUUUUUAAAUUGAGAGUAAAAUGUUGUGUUUUUAAAUUGAGCGUAAAAUGUGUUUUUUUUAAAUUGAGAGUAAAAUGGUUUUGAAAACGUAUUUUCCGUUCAUGUGCAGACUGCCAUCCUGUUGUUACGCAUUGAUGACAUUGUAUCAGGUGUGAAGAAACAAGGAGGGGACUCUCACUCUGCUCCACAACAGGCACAAGCAUCUGAAGGACCAGAACAGUGAUGAGGCCGACUUGUGCAUUGUCAUUUUUGCUAUUUCACAUUUGUAAUGCAUCCCUUUUUCAUACAGUUGAGUUAGCUUGAACUUUUUGGGAGAUGUAUUCAAAGUAUUUAAGCAAUGAAAUGGAUGUCUGUGUGUGUGUGUUUACUGUUCUGCUUCUGUGAUUAGCUCAUCAUUUUCAAUUUUAUUCUUAUUAGCAACUUUUCUUACAGCAUUUGAUACUUUAGUUAUGGUACAUUUUAAAGUAUAUGCAAUUUAUGGUUUUUCUCAGAGGAAUCACUCUAAUUAAUAUUGUUUAAAAAUUUUUGAAGAAAUUACAAUAAAUUGAAAUCCAUAAAUUUUCUAGGAACAAAUGAAUAGUUAAUUGUUUUAUAUUUGUGUACUUUCAUUUGAACAAAUUUUAAGGAAAUUUUGAUUUGGCUCCAGGAUAUAAUAAUUUGUACUUUCCAUACUCAGUAUUUAAAAACGUUCUUAAUAAAAUAAAAUCAUUUUUUAAUAAUUUCUUUUCACUUUAAAUUUUACUGUUUUUUUUUAAUUAAAAAAGGUGUUUUUGCAUUGUUGCUUAGCAAUGUUAGUGGUUUUAAGAUACUCUGCUGAAGCUGUGUUUCCCAACAUUUUCUGUACUCUUCAUCCCUGAGUAACAACGUAUUGUUGAACUAAGUCUGGCAUCCCCUUCUAAAGUAAUGAUGCAUUUUAAAACUGGAAAAAACAGGACUAGCGUUUUUUAAAUUGCAUUACAAUUACCAUGAGAUUUGUAGAACUUAAAAAUAUAAGCUUGUGACUUAUUACAAUUAGUAACAUGUUAAUUUUAUUUUUAAAAUAUAUAUAUACAAAUAUUUAUAUGCAAAAGUCCUUGCCUCCUCUGUCUUGUAAUCUUUUCGUGGCACACCCUUAUACUUAUAUGCAACCUUGCACUCCCUGGAACUUGAGGUGCUCGCACUGUUGAGAAAUCCUGGUCUAAGGAUUUCCAUUUUAUAUUAAUAUAUUGGUCUGUCUUUAAUACUAAUAGUAAUUUUGCUUAGCUUCAGGUUUGUUCUCAACAAUUGUGUAACACAAGCUUUAAAGAUAAAAUUCACCUUUUCCUAGGAGUUUUGAUUACUUAUGUGAAUGGUCUUCUGAUUAUUUUCUUUUAAUUCAGUGCAAGCGCAAGCUCCAAGCUAUUAUUGAAUUAAAAGAAAUUUUAAAAAAUAAAUUUAUAAAUUAUAAUCAAAUACAUAUAAUAUUUAUUUCAAAUGAAAUAAGGCACUAUGUUUAAGGCUACAUACACAUAAGACAUUCACAUAGUGAUAUCACCAGAACAUAAGUCAUCUAUUCUUGCCCAUUUUUGUAUGUUGUCAUACAAACAAGAGAGCACAAUUAUUGUUAGCACUUAUAAUGUAACAAACAAAUAGCUGCAACACACUAUUAAAAAAUAUUAGAAAUAUGUUGUCUGAUUCCUGAUUUAGUUAGUACUCGCCUUUUUUAAACAUCAGUUUGAAACCUCAC
Molecule: messenger RNA, 12686 nt
Organism: Lymnaea stagnalis (great pond snail)
Lineage: Eukaryota; Metazoa; Mollusca; Gastropoda; Lymnaeidae
Source: the annotation of a GenBank genome assembly